Rotaria socialis is the source of this 1767-nucleotide messenger RNA. The record is from the annotation of a GenBank genome assembly. Lineage: Eukaryota; Metazoa; Rotifera; Eurotatoria; Philodinida; Philodinidae.
AUGAACUCAAUUUAUUUAUGCAUGAUGAUCAUGAGUCUACUGAUGCUGACUUCAGCAUCUACUCAAUCAAUGGCACGUUCUCUUUUUAUGAGUCCAACGGAUGAUCCAUUUCUCGAUCCUUAUAUUGAAACAAUAUCACACAUGUCGACAAAAGAUAUAGUGUCCAUGCCAAAAAUGAAUGAUGAUGAAUUUCUUCAGUAUUUGUUGAAUGACGAUGCAGCUGAUGGAACUACUCGUGAUAUACUAUCACGUGUCGAUGCGAGCGUUUUUGAUCCACUUCGUGACGAUCAACUGACACAUCAAACAGACAUCGAUAAAGAGUGGGAAAAUUUGAUGGUCUCAGGUCCUAUUGCUGUUGGAUACAUGGGCAAUCUCAUGGUACUUGCUAGUAAGCAAGACUUUCCAUUCAGAACUCCAGCUGGAUAUGUUUAUCGAUUCAUUAGAUAUCCAAACUCAUUUCGUGCUACACUCGCUCAAGUAUCUUCCGAAAUGUAUGAUGCUCUUAUGGGUGCUCAUACAGCAAUGGAUUCUAUUCAAUUAGCUAUUAAACAAGUUCCGACAUAUGUAAAAACAGCAAUGAAAUUAAUAUCCUCGGCGUCCGACCCUAUGCUCAAAACAAUGUUACCGCUUACACUCGAUAGUAUAGCUCGGUUAGCUACGCAAAGCGCCAAUGUAGCUAAUUCAACACUUACUCGUUUCAAUCGAUUACAAGAUUUGCUAGCUGAGAUUAUCGAAUUGAGCGCAAGUACUGGAUCGUCGAACGAAGCAGAUAUUAAUAGUAUGAAAGAUCAAAUAAUAAAUUCAACUUUUGAACAGCAACGCCUCGAAGAAAGUCUUGCAACUAUAAAAAAUCAAUACACUCAAUCAAAAGCAAAUCUAGAACUUUCUCGUAAAAAAUACGCCGAAGCUAUGGAAUUACUUGCAGCAUCAUCAACACCCGAUAUCAUACAAGACGGUGUUUCACAACCUAAUCUGAUUGAAGUUGCUAUUGGUUUUGUUUUCAAUCCUGUCCAAGCAAUUGGCUGCCUAUUGGGAAGCUGUGGAUCUCCAACUUAUAAAGUUGAUAACACUAAAUUUGAAAACGCAAUGAAAUCGGCUCAACUUGCCAAACAAGAAAUGGAACGUGCUGAACAAGUUCAUAAUGAGCAUUUUCUUCUUCAAUUAGCUGAACAAAACGAAUUAGCUAAAACGAUGGGCCAGAUGGCUAUGCUUGAUCUAAGUGUGUUGAGUACAGAGGAAAUCAUUCGUUUAUUAGUUGAAGCCACCGAACAGAUCAUUCAAAUUAAAGAGCAAUGGUCACGUAUGAUCCAAUUUUUCUCAAAAUUAGCUGCUCAAGCUCAUAGCACUCAACAAGUUGUUGUCAAAGACUUUGUUGAAGUUAUUCAACAAGCUCAACAGGACAAUCUAUUGGUCAAUCCAUUUGAACGUGAAUUUUUCAUUGAAAUUCUAUUACCUUCUGCUACAACUAUUGAAAGUGGUGCACAUUUAUUAUAUGUUAUGGCUAAAACUUACUAUGCUGUGUCAAGCGAACAUAUGAUCAAUCAAAUUGCAGGCAUUGCCAAAAUGUUAAUGUUACAAACAGAUGAAGCUCGUAACAAUCAACUUCAACAAGCGUCUAAUACUACAUUGGUUACUUCACUGAAAAUCACUCAAUUAGCGCAAGAUCGCCAUACCCUUUAUCUUCAAGAAAAUCGUAAUCGUCAAGCUGAAUACACCGCAUAUCUUAAUAGUUUGGCCACAUUUGAAUUGGAAGGCAUUAUUGGCUAA